UUUGUCUCGGUUUAUUUUAUUUUAUUUUAUUUUUCUAAUAUUCUCCUUCAUCACCCGUCGUAAAUGAUAAUAACGCGAGAGGGCUUUUGACAGCAGCAGCUAAUGGCCAACAAAAGCUGUACCUAGGUGUGCGGAUAUCGUCGUUGGGUAUCGCGGAUCACGUCCCUCGAAGGCGUACGUUUACCGACGCAGCCGCCGCCGCUGCAUUUAGGUAUCGACCAAUUCCCUUUAACGCCACCGCCGCAUCGCAACGGGCCAUCGCGGAAAAAGCAUUUUUGCUCGCACCUAUAACACGGCCACGGACUGCGUAAUCGAUAAGUCUCAAUCACCGAAUCUGGCGGGUCUGAUUGAAUUAUGAACGAUCGGAUCAGUUUCAUCAGCCGCCGUCACCAUUGAUUUCAGCAAUUUUGUAAGUGUUAGAACAGCAUGUUCUUACCGUUCAUCUGCCUAUGCCACAUUGACAAAGCGGCAAAAUAAAUCUGAAGUUUCGGAAAUGGCCAAAAAAAAUGAUGCGUCACGUUGGAUUAAUGUUUCUGUUGUGGGACUUUCGGGUACAGAAAAAGAUAAGGGUGCAGUUGGCAUAGGCAAAUCAUGUUUGUGUAAUAGAUUUAUGAGAUUUUUCGCCGACGACUACAAUGUAGAUCACAUUUCAGUAUUAAGUCAGUCUGAUUUCAGUGGCCGUGUUGUAAAUAAUGAUCAUUUUUUAUACUGGGGAGAUGUUACAAAAACAUCUGAAGAAGGCAUUGACUUUACAUUCCAAGUCAUUGAACAAACUGAAUUCAUUGACGAUUCUUCUUUUCAACCGUUCAAAGGAGGAAAAAUGGAACCAUACGUCAAGCGAUGUACUGCAACAAAAAUCACGUCCGCAGAAAAGUUAAUGUACAUAUGUAAAAAUCAAUUGGGUAUUGAAAAAGAAUACGAGCAGAAAGUUUUACCUGAUGGUAAAUUUAAUGUUGAUGGUUUUUUAUGUGUGUUCGAUGUCAGUGUAGUACCUAGUCGUAGUUUAGAAAAACAAUUGGAAGCUGUUAAUAAUAUAUUGUUAAAUGUGAUGAAAACUAAAAAACCUGUGGUUUUGGUAACCACAAAAAACGACGAAUUCAAUGAAGCAUACGUGAGAGAAGUUGAAAAACUUGUUGCUCGUAAAGAGUUCAAAGGAGCUAUACCGUUAAUAGAAACUUCAGCACAUCAGAAUAUCAACGUAGACACUGCAUUUAUAGCUCUUGCACAUCUUAUUGAUCGAUUUAAAGGUCGGACAAAAAUUGUACCAUACCUUGAAUCGGUACGCAUGCGAAAAGAACAAUUGGAUUGUACCACCGACGCAUAUCAGACAUUGAUUCAUUCGCAAGUGACAGAUUACCGUUCUUUAUGGAGUCAAACUUCAAAAAAAUUAUCAAAAUAUGAUGAAUUCAGACGAUAUAAAGAAAUUUUCGGAACAGAUAAGGCUCAAAGACUUUUCCGGAGACAUGUUAAAAUGUUAAAAGACGAACAGCUCUCAAAAAGAGUGCAAAAUUAUAUGGAAAUGUUGCCUGACAUAUUGCAAGAACUAGUGCCGGAAAUUUCUACGUUAAAAGACGGUGAUUGGCCUACAGUACAAAAACACAUCAAAGAACAUCCAGAUUUUAAUCACUAUUUUUACAAAUGUCCAGACGAUAUUCCAUGGACAGAAUGUGAAUUAGAAAUGCAAGAAGAAGGGGCUGUUAGAGACGAUAGAAGAAUUCCCUGUGAUGUUUUAGAAACUGGUGAAGCUGAAUCAGUUUUUAAAAAUCAUGCUAAUCACUUACAUUUGGAAAAAAAUCGACAAGAAUGGAAAAAACAAUUUAAACAAUUAUUACAAGAAGCUGGUUACGUUACACCAGGAAAACCAAUAUCUGAAGUGAGAGUACUAUUUAUGGGUCGUGAGUGUUUUGAAGAGUUGUCACACGACGACUGCCAAUAUAUUUAUGAUAAACACCAAAAAAGUAUUAUCGAAAAAGCCAAACACAAUUUCCAGGAAUUAUUACUGGAACAUGCCGAUCUUUUUUACCAUUUCAAAAGCAUUGCACCUACCGGGACCAUUACUCAAGAUGACAUUAAGGAAAUUACCGACGCUUUAAAAGAAGAUUCUAGGUACAAAGCAUUAGAUAGACUUGACCAGGAUAGAAAGUUAAUGCUUUUCCAGCAUUUGGGUUUUGUACAUUGUCCGAUACGAGAACAUUGCCCCGCAUUUCCACAUUGUAUGGACUCGCUUAUUGAAAAGCUAUUGAGCGACAGAGUUCAAAGGCCUAUUUCUGGAAAAAAUAAACAGUGGACUAUUAAAUCUGACAAUAACUUAAAUUUAGUGAUAUUAGGUGCUAAUGGUUUAGCAGAAGAAUUUUCUACAAAGUUAAAGUCACAGUGUGAUAACGAAGUGUAUGAAUUAGAUAGCCAAGUAUAUAGACUGAAGUAUCGUGUAAUCAACGGUGAUAUAAACAUGUCACAAAAUUCAUUCCAGACAACUGAUUUCAAGCCCAAUGGUUGUAUUUGUGUGUACUCAAACUCUGAAUCUUUCGAGUACAUUAGAGAUAGUCUAGAGAAAACAUUGUUAUCGAAUUUGGAACAAGACGACAAAUUACCUUUUCAAGGCCUGCCAAUGAUAUUGUUGUACAUAAGUGAAUCAGUUGCUAGACAGCAAGAUCUAACACUUCAAGAAGAGGGACAAAGUUUAGCUGAUAGCUUACAAUGUCCAUUUAUUGAAAUGCCCAUGGAAGAUGGAGAUCCAUCAAUAUUUAACGCAGAAUUAAUUUCGAACGCAAUGAAGUUACUUGUACAAAGUAUUUCACAUAGAAUUGGAUUCAUGAAUGAAUAUCAAACUAUUAUGGACCCAUCUGAUCCUGACAUACGGAUAAUUAUGUGUAUGUUUUGCGGUGAUUCAUACUCUAUAGACAACAUACUAACACCGUUGUUGAAUCAUCCGUGUUGUUAUCUGAGCGGUGAUCGAAGCAUUAUUAUCGAAACUUUCCUCGGAGCAUCUAAGCGUAAAGUUGAAAUAAUCGUAUCGUCAUAUCAUGGUGCAAAUGCGUUCCGUGAAGAAUUAGUUCAUGGGUUCAUUCUUACAUACUAUGCUAAGCGUAAAGCAUCAUUGGCUACGUUGCAAGGGUUUUCAUUUAGCUCAUUUUCCAACAACACACCAAAUUUACCUAUUCAAAUAAUGGCCAUCACAGAACCGGCAGUUGGAACUAAUUCAUUCCAUAAUAAUGAUCCGAGUCAGCAAUUAUUGAACGAAGGAAGUUCAAUAGCUGAUCAACUUAAAGCGCAAUUUAUAACACUUAUUAAUUCCUUGAAACAUAAAAGUUCAUUUUAUACUCCAUUCUUCAAAGACGUAUGGGAGAAGAAAUCAGAAAUUGAACAAGCUUUCCAUAUGGAGGAACCGGCAGUUUAUAAAAAAUAUAAACCUUCAUUAAAAAUGAACCUUUCACCACUUGACGGAAGUAGUAACAAUUUGUAUGGACGAUUCCCUUCUGGAAUGACUCGUGAUGAUGAAAGCUGUUCGCUAACACAUUCCCGCGAAAACUUAAUAAGUCCAAGUGAUGAUAGCGAUACAUUUUCACCAGUAGACAACGUGCUUCAUCAUCCCAAUAAUAAUAAUAAUAUGGAUAAACAGCAAGGUGGUGGUCUUGCAGGCUUUCAGGUGUUUCCUCAACCUACAACCCCACCUGAACCAGCUCCGCCUGACCAUGCUGGACCUCUCGGUAUCAACAACAAUUCGCAGAUGAUUGCAUCAAACUCCAGUCUUGACGAAAUCACAUCUGAUAUAAGUGGAUCAAGAGAGUCAUUGGCCACACAUGACUCAGGAUGGGUAGACGAUUCUGUAUUUAUGCAGCACAGUCAAAAUGAAAAACUUUGGGCCAAUAAUUAUUCCAAACACGCAUUCACAACCGGACGACAUCAUAUGUCAAAGUCUCGUUACAAAAAUAGUAAUCAUACGAUGAAGGUACAACCUGGCAAACUUAACAUGAAGGAUUACACACUCGUCACAGAUGCUAUCUCUCGAAUUAAUCUCGGUAAAGACCAAUACAGUAGACAUUACAAUAGCAGUGGUUCUUCUUAUAGCUGUGCUCCACUGGCUACACCUGAAGCUGUAGACUUGGGUUCAGAAUAUGCUCAGGUAAAAGAUGCAGUACCGGGCCAUUAUCCGUAUGAAGGUGAUUAUUCUUAUACACUAGUACAAGAUAGUCUGUCAGGGUCAAGUAAACACAAAAUGAGGCACCGAAGAGAAAAAGGAAGGCCCAGUAUGAAUUAUUCAGACUCGGACAGCGAUUGGAGUUCAAUGGAAAGACGCGGAGGGGAACCGUUAUAUAAUUCUUCUAAUGAUACAUUUUCAAAAUUGUCAUCUCGCAAGGCUGUGACUCAAAAACGUCCUAAGAAAAAGAGAAUUGCCAUUCCUGUUGCUACGCCUAAAGUGCCGUCAUUUAAUCCACCGUCCAAUGGAUCGAAUAUGGGUUUUAAUUCUUUGUCGUCGACACUAAAUUCCUUUUACUCUGAAGAAAACUGUGAAAUUAAAACCAAUAAUAUUUCAUCAUCUCAAUUAAUGGUAGCGAAUUCUGAUUCGUCCAGUGAUAACUCGGAUGACAAGAAUACUAUGUGGGUGCAUCCUUCUGUAAGACAAAUGGAAAAACGAUCUCAAAGAUAUAAAGCAAAACAAAUGUGUGCGCCGCCUCCUCCAGUCAUACCGCCCGGUGCUAUUAUUAAUUCUAUGUCCCCUCACGUUCAAGACAUGGGUUAUAAUUUUGAUGAAGAAUCCAAUUUAGAUGUUUCUUUGCCUAGAUACUUGAACUCUCCAUCGACGUUAACUGGUUAUAGAGGUAAAGACGAUGACAAGUCAUUCAGAAGGAGAGAAAAACAGAGGGUCAAAGAAGAAGUGAAAAUGGAAAAACGACGCAUAAAAGAAGAAAAGCUGAGAAAAAUUGCCGAAGACAGAGAGAAGAAAAAGAAAAAUAAAACCAAAAUAGUUGGUGGAUCACCUAUGGCACACCACCCGACACUAGAAAACUUUGUCCAGUCUGAUAAUAAUGCUGUUCCGUUGUUAUUAGAAAAAUGUGUUAAAUUUAUUGAAGCUGAGGGUUUGGAAUCUGAAGGUUUGUACAGGGUUCCGGGAAAUCGAUCUCAUGUUGAACUUCUCUUCCAGAAAUUCGAUGAAGACAACAAUAUCAAUAUUACUGAACUCGAUAUACCAGUUAAUGCUGUAGCUACUGCAUUGAAAGAUUUCUUCUCCAAAAAAUUGCCUCCUUUAUUCACGGAUGAUUUAAUGGACGAAUUAGAAGAUUUAUCGGAUUUUUUUGUUUCAGUCAAAGCUGAUAGAAGCUGCAGGUUGAUGGCGCUUCGAAACUUACUGAAAAAAUUGCCAAUUGUUAAUUUUGAAGUACUCAAAUUUAUAUUCCGGCACUUUGUCAGGGUGGCUGAAAAUUGCAAAGCGAACAGCAUGGAUUCCAAAAACAUUGCUAUAUGCUGGUGGCCUACUUUGUUACCGAUUGAAUUCAACGACAUGGGCCGAUUCGAGCAGCUUAGACCACAUUUAGAGGAUACGGUACAGACCAUGAUUGACCAAUAUCCGUUUUUGUUUUGCGGUAAAGAUGCGUUUGUGAUGGUUUGAUUAGGAAAAAUUGCUGUUUUGACCAUUUGCAUACUGUUUAGGCGAGGGAAUAUAAUACGAAUGUAUUAUUGCACCCUAUCAAUUUUAAUGUAUAGGCAUUUUUGAGCAUCCGAUUUUUUGUACUCGUACAUAACUAUUUAUAAGUUUAGCCAAAGAUAAAAAGUAUUCGUGUUGUUUUUGUUUUUUCUUUUAAUAUAUAUAUAUAUAUAUAU
This is a messenger RNA of Adelges cooleyi (spruce gall adelgid), 5820 nucleotides long. It is a transcript of the gene RhoGAPp190, whose product is annotated as rho GTPase-activating protein 190. Gene Ontology annotation, biological process: signal transduction. The transcript has 30 exons. Gene Ontology annotation, molecular function: GTPase activity; GTP binding. The record is from RefSeq and is a predicted model, not a curated record. Lineage: Eukaryota; Metazoa; Arthropoda; Insecta; Hemiptera; Adelgidae. Bases 494 to 5608 code for a protein of 1704 amino acids.